Molecule: messenger RNA, 1859 nt
Organism: Dama dama (fallow deer)
Lineage: Eukaryota; Metazoa; Chordata; Mammalia; Artiodactyla; Cervidae
Gene: DDI1
Product: DNA damage inducible 1 homolog 1
Exons: 2
Coding region: 543-1733 (396 amino acids)
Biological process (GO): proteolysis
Molecular function (GO): aspartic-type endopeptidase activity; protein binding
Source: RefSeq, a predicted model, not a curated record
AUGCAAGCGUGCGAAAUUGCUUCAGUUGUGUCUGACUCUGUGAUUCUGUGGACUGUAGUCUGCCAGUCUCCUCUGUACAAGGGAUUCUCCAGGCAAGAAUACAGGAGUGAGUUUCUGUGUCCUCCUCCAGGGGAUUUUCCCAACCCAGGGACCGAACUCACUUCUUUCUAAAGCACUGAUAAACUGUCCCGGCCACUGGGCAGCAAAGACCGCAGGUCAAAUAGGCUUUGAAGGACUCGUCUUAGAACCAAAUGGACUGGAGUGACUUUGUUUCUAUGGGAACAAGCAGUCUAAGUUCCAAGCAGCACACAUACGAAUGGACUUUGGAACACAAAUGCCCCCGCAGGGUUCCAUGCGGCCAAGCAGCAGGCACCGAGGCUGGCAGGCGGCCCCCGGACCGGUGAGUGGCUGCAUCUCCGGGAGGUGAAUGCAUAGGACACCACGUCACCAGAAGCAGCCCAGCCAUCCACGGAGACCAGCUCCAGUCAAGCCAGCGAGCCGCCCGAUGCCCUCUGUCCAUCCGGCCCUCCCGGGCCCAAGCCAUGCUGCUCACGGUCUACUGCGUGAGGAGGGACCUCUCCGAGGCCACCUUCUCCCUGCAGGUCAGGCCUGACUUUGAGCUUCACGACUUCCGUGUGCUCUGCGAGCUGGAGUCGGGCAUCCCCGCCGAGGAGACGCAGAUCGUCUACAUGGAGCGGCUCCUCGUCGACGACUACUGCUCCCUGGGCGCCUACGGCCUCAAGGACGGCGACAUGGUCAUUUUACUGCAGAAGGAGGCCGCGCGGCCGCGCUCCCCUGGGCUGGCGGCGGGCCUCUCCCGCGUGGAGCCAGCGGGGCCCGCCCUGCCGGGGACGUCCGGCUCCCGGCCGCACCAGCGCGCCCAGUCGGCCCAGCACUCUGGCCGCCGCGGCUCUGGGGAGAAGGCGGGCCCGGGUCAAGGGCUGGACAGCCCGGCCCUGGUCCGAAGCAUGCUGCUGUCCAGCCCGCACGACCUGUCCCUGCUGAAGGAGCGCAACCCCGCCCUGGCCGAAGCGCUGCUCAGCGGAAGCCUGGAGAGCUUCUCCCAGGUCCUGAUGGAGCAGCAACGCGAGAGUGCGCUGAGACAGCAAGAGCGACUGCGCCUCUUCUCGGCUGACCCGUUCGAUCUGGAGGCCCAGGCCAAGAUCGAGGAGGAGAUCCGGCAGCAGAACAUCGAGGAGAACAUGAGCAUAGCCAUGGAAGAGGCGCCGGAGAGCUUCGGCCAGGUGGCCAUGCUCUACAUCAACUGCAGAGUCAACGGGCAUCCCCUGAAGGCCUUCGUCGACUCGGGGGCCCAGAUGACCAUCAUGAACCAAGUCUGUGCCGAGAGGUGCAACAUCAUACGGCUGGUGGAUCGGCGGUGGGCUGGGGUCGCUAAAGGCGUGGGCACGCAGCGAAUCCUCGGGCGAGUCCACCUAGCGCAGAUUCAGAUCGAAGGCGACUUCUUACAGUGCUCUUUCUCUAUCCUGGAGGAGCAGCCCAUGGACAUGCUUCUCGGGCUGGAUAUGCUCAGGAGACAUCAGUGUUCCAUCGACCUCAAGAGAAACGUGCUGGUGAUCGGCACAACUGGCACACAGACCUCCUUCCUUCCUGAGGGAGAGUUACCUCCGUGUGCUAAGUUGGUAAGUGGCGCGGGGCCAGAGGAGUCUUCAGAUAAGGAAAUAGCAAAUGCUAUUAAACAUUCAGCCAGGGAUUCAGGGCGGAAAAAGCAUUGAAACAGGCCCUAUAUAUGCUAUCACCGUGAGGGAGUCUCAGGUCUCGGGAAAUUAUAAGACAUGAGCUCACUGGCAAUGCAAUCAUUAAAAAAUCGGUAACCACUAAAGCUGGCCUUGGGACUAAGU